AUGGCUGAAGAAAGUUCAAAGGUAAAGGAUUCAGAAGGAACCGAAUUCAUAAAGUUGAAAGUUGUUGGCCAGGAUGGAAACGAGAUACAUUUUCGUGUCAAAUUUACGACACCCAUGGGAAAGCUCAAGCGAUCUUACGCCGACCGAAUUGGCGUCCCAGUGACAACUCUGAGAUUCUUGUUCGACGGAAAGCGAAUCAAUGAUGAUGAAACUCCCAAAGUCUUGUCAAUGGAAGACGAAGACGUCGUUGAAGUUUACCAGGAACAAACUGGCGGCCGCUGA
Molecule: messenger RNA, 282 nt
Organism: Soboliphyme baturini
Lineage: Eukaryota; Metazoa; Nematoda; Enoplea; Dioctophymatida; Soboliphymatidae
Source: the annotation of a GenBank genome assembly